Messenger RNA from Sorex fumeus (smoky shrew), 3905 nucleotides. RefSeq names its product adiponectin receptor 2 (gene ADIPOR2). The record is from RefSeq and is a predicted model, not a curated record. Gene Ontology annotation, biological process: adiponectin-activated signaling pathway. The transcript has 8 exons. Lineage: Eukaryota; Metazoa; Chordata; Mammalia; Eulipotyphla; Soricidae. Gene Ontology annotation, molecular function: signaling receptor activity. The coding region runs from base 188 to 1348 and encodes 386 amino acids. Gene Ontology annotation, cellular component: plasma membrane.
GCGGCGGCGGCGGCGGCGGCGACUCCGGGCUGGCCCCUCCCUGCUCCGGCCCCUUCCUCCCCUCCCCCCCGGCGCGACCCCCGGGACUGCCCCCCGGCCGGCGAGCUCCAGGAUCAAGUUCUAGAAGUCCGUCUUCCCCAAAAGAAGGGACAGAAAGACCUCUUUGUAAAAAAGUCUUGGAUAUCCCAUGAACGAGACAGCAGAAAACCGGCUGGGGUGCAGCAGGACUCCAGAGCCAGAUAUAAGGCUCAGAAAAGGGCACCAACUCGAUGGGACAAGGAGAGGUGAUGAUGACAGUCCUCAGGGAGAUUUGGAGCCCAGCUUAGAGCCAUCUGUUCCGCGUUCCCGUCAUCAAACAAGCUCUGAGGAACGUGAGAGCCAUGAGGAAGCUUCACAGGAAGAUGAGGGAUUUAUGGGCAUGUCCCCUCUCCUACAAGCCCAUCAUGCUAUGGAAAGAAUGGAAGAGUUUGUUUGUAAGGUUUGGGAAGGUCGGUGGCGAGUGAUCCCUCAUGAUGUACUACCGGACUGGCUCAAAGAUAACGACUUCCUUCUACAUGGACACCGGCCCCCUAUGCCUUCCUUCCGGGCCUGUUUUAAGAGCAUUUUCAGAAUACACACAGAGACAGGAAACAUCUGGACACAUCUCUUAGGUUGUGUAUUCUUCCUGUGCCUGGGAAUCUUUUAUAUGUUUCGCCCAAACAUCUCCUUUGUAGCCCCUCUGCAAGAGAAGGUGGUCUUUGGCUUAUUCUUCUUGGGGGCCAUUCUCUGCCUUUCUUUUUCAUGGCUCUUCCACACAGUCUACUGCCAUUCAGAAGGGGUUUCCCGGCUCUUCUCUAAACUGGAUUACUCCGGGAUUGCUCUUCUGAUCAUGGGAAGUUUUGUUCCUUGGCUUUAUUAUUCUUUCUACUGUAACCCACAACCUUGCUUCAUCUACUUGAUUGUCAUUUGUGUGCUGGGCAUCGCAGCCAUUAUCGUCUCCCAGUGGGACAUGUUUGCCACCCCUCAGUAUCGAGGAGUACGAGCAGGAGUGUUUUUGGGUCUGGGCCUGAGCGGAAUCAUCCCUACCUUCCACUAUGUCAUCUCGGAGGGAUUCCUGAAGGCUGCCACCAUAGGACAGAUCGGGUGGUUGAUGUUGAUGGCCAGCCUCUAUAUCACAGGAGCUGCCCUGUACGCUGCCCGCAUCCCGGAACGCUUCUUUCCCGGCAAGUGUGACAUCUGGUUUCACUCCCAUCAGCUGUUUCACAUCUUCGUGGUCGCCGGCGCUUUCGUGCACUUCCACGGUGUCUCCAACCUCCAAGAAUUCCGUUUCAUGAUCGGCGGAGGCUGCAGCGAAGAGGACGCACUGUGAUCGCAGCCAGCAGCCAGGGAUGUGGCCCCUGACGCAGGCCUGCGUGCCGCAGGCCCCCGUACUGGAGCUUGGUGCCCGUGCUAGAGGAGCCCCCCACGCGACAGCCUCGCGGGCUCUGUGCCGCCCUAGGGACUCCACGUGAUCACGGCUGAGAAGAGAAAAACACAAAUAAAUCAUACCUCAAAGGAUGGAGUGCAUCAAUUUGGAGGAAAGGAGGAAUGGCCCCUGGCCCACACCCUGACGUCGUUCUGAGAUCUACCACUUGAGGGCUCGGCAAGACCCUUUGCAAACUGGCUUCUGAUCCAUAUCUUAUUUAUUUGUAGAAGAUGGGGCAACAGUUCAGAUGGUGGUUCUUCUCCUUAAAACAAUAAUACAACCAAUUUAGGUGAACAUUUAUAUCCUAUUAAGGGGUGGGAGUAUGAUUUUAGAUGUUCUUUUGAAAGAACAACGAAAUUAAUGUAAAUAAGAUUUCUAAUUUACUGUUUAAAUGAGAAAUUUAUAUAAAUGUUUAAAACCUAGGGGCAGGGGAGGGAGGGGGAAUUUUUGUAUAGGACAAAACAUGCAAGUACCACACACUGUUUAAAUUUUGCACAAAGUGACUGUAGGGAGAUCAGGUGGUGGCCCCGGGAUGUCUAAUGCCUUGGUGCGCCCAGGUGCCUUCUGAAGGCGGGCACCCUUUGGACUCCAGCGGGGCAGAGCGCGCAGCGGGCCCGAGAUCGAGGGAAGCGGUGUGUUUCUCGGCGGAAGCAGCGUGCGAGUGGCUGGCAGGCUGUUUCAGAUCAAGGCUCUGGGGGAGGCGUCACUGGAGAGAACGCUUCGUGUUCUGUGCCUGUUGCCGACCCUUCCUGGGGAGUCAGUUUCUGCCACCGAAGGGGUGUUGGAGACAGUGGGGUGGAGAAACUCGGACACGUUAGCACAGGUGCUGGUCUGUUUCUUUCCUGCAGAGCUGAUUCCGUCUGUGGCAUUUCGGGGGGUAUCUCAGCCGAUUGGAAGAUGCGAGUUUUCUGUAUCCUGCUGUGGAACUCUGGAAAUCUCUGGAAAUUUCCCUCUGUUGAAAAUCACUGCCCAGACGACACCUCUUCCUCCUAGGAAUGCACAGGGAUGUGUCCUUGGCAAGAUAGUGCCUGGCGUGCAACCAGUUGCUAAAGAGCUUCUAACCUGUUCACAUGCCCCCUGAGCUCGUCCAUGUUUGCUGGAGAGCACUUCUCCUGGAGUAGGAAAGAGAGAUUUCAUCUCUGGCACCUGGUCGAACAGGAAAGCCGACCGAGAACUCUUGUCAAGUAGGAUCCUCCCCCACCGUGACUUCCUAAAGUUCCUUUUCCCCACCCGCCGGGAUACCUUGGUGAAGGAAGUUUAAAAGGGAAACGUGCAGGUGAUUGCUGCGAAACGUGGUGGUGUCCUUAAAGUUAAGUCUCUGAAGAGCUGUUAGAAUUACAGCAGGAUUGCUCAUGUCCCUUUAUAGCGGUAGCAGGAGGGGCUUGGCUCGGAAUUCUGAUCCUUCAUCAUAGGGGAACCACCAAAGUAGCACUUGAGUCUUGGGUUCCUUCCUAUCGCCCAAGACAUCAGAUCACUAAGUUCGAUCCUGGGGACUGGCAUCCUUCAGUGGGCGAUUGGGAGUGUAGGAAUGGUCUUUUCUUCUGCCGGUCUAGAGUUUUCUCUGUUAUUUUUCUCCUUGCGCUCCUUCUGGUCUCCCGCAGAAGCCAGGGAACCAGGGAGGAGUCCAGUGUAGAACUUGGGAAAGAGUAUUUCAGUUCUGGAUAAGGUCACUGCCCGGGGUGCUAGGUGGACCCAGCAAAAAGACUCUGGGUGAACUGGUGCAGUGCCUGACAGAAUCAAGAGCAGUGUUGACUCCCGAGGGGAGAGCAGUGGCCAUCUGAAGGGAAGUGCUCUUAGUUGCAUGGAAGCCGCAGCACAUACCAGAAGCCAGACUUGCUCUUUGGUCUUGCACUUUGGGAUACAGGGUCUAAGAUGCAACCCUGUAACGCCACCGAUAGAAGGAGCAGAGUCUGGGCCCAGGACCCCACACCCCAAAGGCGGGGCUGAAUCCGGUUCAACAUAGCACAACCAUUAGAAAAACACGAACUAAAUUAACAUCAACAACGUGUCAUCCAGUAAAAUCUCCCUCUUUAGGGUGUGUGUGUGAGUGUGUGUAUGUGUGUGUGUGCCCAUUUCUCUGCGUGUGUGUCUGUGUGCGACUUACUACCAACAGCCUCGAUGUGCACUUGGUCCUACAGUGCUCGCUGAGAACUCUCACCAGGUUGGCGCCUGAAUGCCUUACUCUCAGCAACUAGAGGCUUGCUUGCUCUUUGUAGUUUUAAUUUACGUCUUUGGCCCUUGGCUGGGUAGGACCUCUACAGCUUCGUUCUUUGACCGUUAAAUAGUGGCCUUUUUCAGUAUUUCCCCCCUCCCCUUUCUAAAUCGCUGAAGCCACAAAGCACAUUUCAGGGGAGCAGCGGAGGUUGGGUUCCAAAAAGGCAUCUGUGUGAUGGUUUCAUUUGCCAUGGGAUUUCUCUACUUGCUGUAUUCUCAACUUCUAAUAAAAGAACCAAAUAGCAUA